Messenger RNA from Lichtheimia ornata, 820 nucleotides. RefSeq lists its product as uncharacterized. The annotation marks the transcript as partial. The record is from RefSeq and is a predicted model, not a curated record. Gene Ontology annotation, molecular function: protein binding. The transcript is spliced from 2 exons. NCBI's taxonomy places the organism in Eukaryota, Fungi, Mucoromycota, Mucoromycetes, Mucorales, Lichtheimiaceae.
AUGGCAGAUUCCAUUUGGCACGCUUUAUGCAACCAACCCACUCAGCCUGUGUCCACUGAAAAAUAUGCAACGAUUGUGGACGAUUCAACCACUCAACUCCAUGAACCCAUUCACUCCAUCUUGUCAACUCUGGAUCGGCGCGCCAUGGCAUUGACAAAGCUUGCCAACUUCGAAUCAGCUCUUCACGAUGCCAAAGCUAUGCAACAGCUGUCGCCUUCUUUAGCACUUGGAUAUGUACGCGAAGCCGACAUUUAUAGUGAACAAGGAAAACAGCAACAAGCGAUUGACGUAUGCAUCAAGGGACUCGAUCUUGUCGAUACCAACGAUCAUGGUUAUGCCUCCUUGCAACGAGCCAAAAUGGAUGCCGAGCAACGCCAGAAUAAAUGCAUCGACUUUAUCGGCCAGCUUCCUAUGGAUAUUGUGAUCACGACGCUCAUUCCCAUGUUUAUGUACUUACAACGCUGGGAGUCAUUGAAGCCAACCCCCUCUAUGCAUGUAUCACAUGAAUGGCGUAAUCGUAUCAUUCAAUCCUUUAAUGGGUUACGUAUCAGGCUCCAUGAGCUCGACGACGUUUCAGGCUACAUUCCGCUUGCUCGCCAUAUCACGACAUUGGUGAUUUCAUCUUUCACUGAAGGAACAUGGCUUUGUGAUUUAUUCCGCAAUAAUGACCUUUGCUCGUUGAAGGAUUUAACCAUUGGAAAUUACCUGGUUUCAUCACUCAAGUCCGUCCGCAACACUUUGACACACCUUGAGAUUGUGCAGGGUGGAGAUACUGUUGUAGUGCAUUUCCGGAUUCAGUGCAUAUCGCGAUAUGCCCUAG